AGAUACAUGACGUAAUUGUUCCCAUGUCAGGGCAUAGACUUCGGACUCGACAGAGUUAGCAUGCAGUUUAGCGUCGACAUUUUUAAGAGACGAUUCCUGAAAGUUUAUGGUUUCCCCCUUGUGUUUUAACACUUAACGUUAAACGAAACAUUAACGUAAACAUGUCGGUAGGCCACAACUGUGCUGCGAAAGUUUGGUUAUGUGGAACAGCUCGACUUGCAAAAGAUCGGAAUGUAACGUCAUUAAGGUGCUAGCAACUGUAAUGGAAUUUCUUAAUAACGAAAACCAGAUUCAUAACGAUUCUUCUUCACUAAGGUGAAAUAAUAACCUUUCCACACUGCUGAGAACUAAAAGAAAGGGAAAUUUAUCUGUUGUCCUAACGUUUGAAAACGUUUAUUUGCUCGAGAAAAUAUAUUUACAAAAACGCAACUUACAAUUUUUAGAAGCCAGUAAAUAUAUCCCUUUUCCCUCACAGUUUGUUUCUUGUUUUCUCUCGACGCCAAAUAAAAUCCAAAUUGUUUCCUCCUGUAACAGCAGAGUUUUUUCACUAUUAAAGCAACGUAGAUUAAAAAAAAAAGUUUUUCGUCUAUUUACGUUCUUUUUACUUGCUCAGACAUAGUAAAACCCAAAUACCUCAAUGCCUUCAGAUAUUUGGCCUAUCUUAACCCUGCAAAUCGCUGUGAAAUACAUGGCGGAGGGUACUUACCACUGUAUCACAUGUUAUAGUUUCUUCCCGACCCAAUCGCGUACAGAGUGCGAAAGAACGAUUGCCGGGAUGUCUGUGCUCGAGCUUUAGUUAGCAUAAACUUGUUUUCGCGAUGCACAUCGCAGCAAUAGAUUCAUCACUCAAUACACACAAACCUAUGACCGUUCGAGUUGCCCGUCGUUAUAUACGGCAUCGAAGUUUACCACAUGACUAACGUACUGAGCAUAAGUAAAGCAUAGGUAAAGUAUAAAUUAGGAAUUUGACGACCACAAUAUUAUUGCACGUGGGAGUGAGGGCGCUUCAGUCGGCCUAUUUUGAGUUUUUAUCGUGAUAUUUUACGAGGAUACGCUGAAACACUUGAUAGUAUAUGCACAACAUUAUUAAAAUCUUUCAUAGUACGAUGCAUCUGCCAUAUUCUCUGCUAUACUUGAUAAUUGUAACGCCACCGUAUGUUUCCAAUAACGGCCACGCAAAACCAAGUGCAGUAAUCUCGUGGUGGGGUAGUACCAAAUAGUCUACAAUUAUAGGCUAUUUGGUAGAAUCCACGCAACCAUUGCGCUAUGUCAGGAUAGCUAAAUAACCAUCAAAAAGACGCAAAAUAUCAAAAUCAAUUUCUCAUGAAUAAGUGCGGCGAGAAUAGGACAACUUCCGAUGUUAGCAAACGAAGCCACCGUCCGCCGUUAGCAUCAAUGUCAUAAUUCUAUCGUUUCCGAGCAUGCGCAGUUUUCAGCACACUCGCCACAAUCAAUUGACUAUUGACGUCACUGACCCACUUGUGACGUCGUUGGGAGGAUAAUUUACACGCUACUCUACAACGUGCACCUACCACAAGUGAUCUUUAUACACAUUGAUGUUACUCGUGUAAACCUGAACCGAGGGCACAUAGUGAUAUAGUUAUGACGUAGCUUAUUUCUUGCACUUAGGACGAGGCAUAGGUCAUUUUUUUCUAUUAAACUGAUAUAAAUACGUGUGGGCUCCUGUGUUUAUCGAUAUGGAAUGGAACAGAAAAUCCAUUCAGCUUCUCAUUCAAGCAUACAAAGACGAACCCUCACUCUUCGAUCACAGGCACCCCCAAUAUCAUUUGAAGGCCAAUAGAAAGGUAAAACUUGCAAAAGUUGCACAAAGGGUUGGGGAGGUGCUACCUGGAGUUACAGCCAAUGACUGCAAAAGCAAAUUUGCAACCUUGCGGUCACACUAUGGCGCUGAACUUAAGAAGAUGCGAACCGGCAAGGAAACCGGAGUAGUUUACUCACCCACUGUGUGGUGGUUUCCACUGAUGGAGUUUCUGAAAAACCGAAUUGUACCCAGAUCGUCACACUCAAAUAUUCCCGAAAGAUUUUUUUCAUAUAAGCCCCAGGCAGUAUCCAUGGAUUCCAGUCACUCCUCUGACCUAAUGGAUUGUUAUAAUCUUUCAGAUGGACCUCAGUUGCAGAUAGUGGAAUCCAGAAGUACAGAGGACACUGCAGACAGUGGCAGUGACAAUCACUCAGAGUUUUCCGCAGAAAUCGUUGAAGUGAAAACUGAAAUUGAUGUGAUGCCCUCAGAGUGUGUCACCACUGAGACACAAGAUGCUCCAGAGCCACCAGAAACACAUCACCUGUAUGCAGAAACACAACGUCAUUAUGAAAAGCCUUCAAAGCGACAAAAGAAAGAUGAUGAUGAUACGUUGCUCUUAUCCACAUUGUCAGUGUUGGAGAAAGUUAGUUCAUAUUUAGAUCGAACAACUGAAGAUGACACACUGGGGAAAUUUGUGGCAGAAGAGUUACGAAAAAUGGACAAUUACAUUUGCAUUAAGACAAGAGCAAAACACCGAAUACUCCAAGCCAUAAUGGAUGCACAGAUGGAGAUAAUUCGUGAAAUACAGAAGACAAAGAAAAGUAACGUGGAAUGUUCAAACUGUACAAAAUAAAUGAAAUUAUUUUAAAAUAAUUAUUUAAUAUGUCCCAUCACCAAGGUUCGUAUUCGGUGGUAAUAAAACGAUCGAGAAAAACUG
This is a messenger RNA of Schistocerca piceifrons (Central American locust), 2699 nucleotides long. RefSeq lists its product as uncharacterized. The transcript is spliced from 6 exons. Lineage: Eukaryota; Metazoa; Arthropoda; Insecta; Orthoptera; Acrididae. Bases 1698 to 2615 code for a protein of 305 amino acids. The record is from RefSeq and is a predicted model, not a curated record.